AACACAAGGCAACAUUUUUGGCAACACUUCAAGUGAACUUUGAUCAGUCGACAUCGCAAUAUAAAUCAUCAUUGCCAGAUACUGAUGGUACACUGAUUGCAGUGGGUGUAGACAGUUUAGUACACGUAGGCCUACGUCUAUCAUUCAUUGACUAUUAUACAUGGCCAACUGAGCCCGGCCAGAAAUAAUUCCCAGCCUCAACCACGCCCAUCUGGAUUGAGAAGUUCAUGGUUAAGGUUAGACUGAAAGGUUGAAGAUGGGGAAUAAAUUAGAACAUCCGUCUGUGGAGCUUCCCCCGGAGAAGCUGGUGAUGGUCACAGGUGGAAACACUGGGAUUGGAUAUGAAACGGCAAAGUCCAUUGCGAAGAUGGGAGCAAGAGUGUGCAUUACAAGUCGCUCAGAGGACAAAGCUAAAGCGGCAAUCGAGCGAAUGCAGACAGAACAUCGAGAUGAAAUGCUGCAGAAGAGUCAUGGGCAGGCGUCAUCUCCAUCCACUAGUGAAGAAGUUGAGAUCAAGCCACUGAAUGUGGAGUACAUCAAAGUGGAUCUGGCCUCGUUGCAAUCCACCAUGGACUUCAUUCAGAAGACCAAGGAGAGGAUGCAGUACCUUAAUAUCUUGGUCUGCAAUGCUGGCAUUGCCUUUGCCAAACAAGAAUACACAGAGGAUAAAUACGAGUCGCAAUUCCAAGUCAACUACCUGUCACAGCUCCUCAUUGUGCUGCAUCUCAUGCCGCUGCUGCGGGCUGGUGCCCCCGACUCCCGCAUUGUUCUCCUGUCAUCAGAGGCGCAUAGUAGUGGGAAACUAGACCUGGACAACAUGCAGGGCCGAAAAUCCUUCAGUCGGUAUACAGCCUACGCCUCAUCCAAGGCUUACAUGGUCAUGGCAGCACACUUUCUCGCUCGGAGACUGGAAGGGACUGGAGUGAGCACUUUCUCUACUGAUCCUGGAUUUGUGGACACGAAUAUUAUGAAUAACUUCAGUGAUUGGAAACUGAUGAGCUUUUACGUUGGAGCUUAUAAAAAAUUUGGUAUGAUACGUACUCCGAAACAGGGGGCUGCUACAAGUGUCGUGGCCUGUGUCGAUCCAAGCCUUCGUGGGAAAACUGCAGUGUACCUGAAGAAUUGUCGACCUGCUAACCCUGCAAGCUUCUGUUGGGAUGGCAAAAAACAGGAGGACCUUUGGAGUUACAGUCUUCGAUGUCUCAAUCAGUUCAUCUCUGAUGAUGUGCUCAAAGAAGCCUUCCCUUCAGCAAGGCCAGAUCUGCUGAUCAUUCCCAAGGACACAAGGACAGUCGAAGAGAGGAUUGUAGAUGAUCCAGGGAAGAGAGACGGGAGAUCAGAUGACAAACAGAUGGGAGACCAAUCCAAAGGAGGAAAGGCAUCUUUAGAGAGAAAGCAGGAUGAGGAGCAACCAGAGAUAGAGUCUUCCCCUGGAGCUGCAGAAGAAGCCUCUGAGAAGCCGAAGGCACCACAAGAUUCAAGUGCAGCCAGUGCAGAAGAAAAGAUGCCUGAAGUUGCACCCAGAGAUGCCGAAAAGGAAUGCGAGACAUCCUACGACAAGAAGCAGAUAGAAGAGCACCCAGAGAAAGAAUCAUCAUUUGCAGAAGUACCCACCAAAGAAGUAAAGACAGAAGAAACAAGCAGGCAGGAAUCAGAAGAAAGUAUGUUAAAGGACAGUCCACCUGAGCAAAUUGAGGAAGAACCAUCCAAAGAGUCUUCUGAAACUGGCCAGACAUCUGAAGAUCCAAAGGCAGAUGCAGAGGUACCUAGUGAAAGUUUAAAUACAUCAAAAGAACCACAAGCAAAGGAGAUAGACGAUGCUUCUAAAGAGGGAACAGCUGGUGCAGCAUCCGCAGAAAUUAAGCAGAUGGAAGGGCAACCCGAGACAUCUGAGGACCUAAAGGCAUCUGAGGACCUAAAGGCAGAUGCGAAGGUACCUGCUGAAAGUCUCCAAACAUCACAAGAACCUAGUGGUCGAAAAUCAGAUGAAAGGGGUGUGACAGAUGAUGCAGCAAAUGAGGAAACAGCUGUUGCGGCAUCUAUAACUGAGCAGGUGGAAGAGCAACCUGACGAGGAAGCUUCAGCAGAGGCAGCUCCUGAAAUCGAACAGACAGCUGAAUCACCAAAGGCAGAUGCGGAGGUACCUACAGAAGGUCUCCAGACAUCAAGAGAACCAAGUGGUCAGAAAUCAGAAGAAAGGGGCGUGACAGAUGAUGCAGCAAAUGAGGAAACAGCUGUUGCAGCAUCUUCGGAUAGUAAGCAGGUGGAAGAGCAACCUGACGAGGAAGCUUCAGCAAGGGCAGGUUCUGAAAUUGACCAGACAUCUGAGGACCUAAAGGCAGAUGCGGAGGUACCUGCUGAAAGUCUCCAAACAUCAAAAGAACCUAGUGGUCGAAAAUCAGAAGAAAGGGGUGUGACAGAUGAUGCAGCAAAUGAGGAAACAGCUGUUGCGGCAUCUUUAACGGAGAAGGUGGAAGAGCAACCUGACGAGGAAGCUUCAGCAGAGGCAGCUCCUGAAAUCGAACAGACAGCUGAAUCACCAAAGGCAGAUGCGGAGGUACCUACAGAAGGUCUCCAGACAUCAAGAGAACCAAGUGGUCAGAAAUCAGAAGAAAGGGGCGUGACAGAUGAUGCAGCAAAUGAGGAAACAGCUGUUGCAGCAUCUUCGGAUAGUAAGCAGGUGGAAGAGCAACCUGACGAGGAAGCUUCAGCAAGGGCAGGUUCUGAAAUUGACCAGACAUCUGAGGACCUAAAGGCAGAUGCGGAGGUACCUGCUGAAAGUCUCCAAACAUCAAAAGAACCUAGUGGUCGAAAAUCAGAAGAAAGGGGUGUGACAGAUGAUGCAGCAAAUGAGGAAACAGCUGUUGCAGCAUCUUUAACUGAGCAGGUGGAAGAGCAACCUGACGAGGAAGCUUCAGCAGAGGCAGCUCCUGAAAUCGAACAGACAGCUGAAUCACCAAAGGCAGAUGCGGAGGUACCUACAGAAGGUCUCCAGACAUCAAGAGAACCAAGUGGUCAGAAAUCAGAAGAAAGGGGCGUGACAGAUGAUGCAGCAAAUGAGGAAACAGCUGUUGCAGCAUCUUCGGAUAGUAAGCAGGUGGAAGAGCAACCUGACGAGGAAGCUUCAGCAAGGGCAGGUUCUGAAAUUGACCAGACAUCUGAGGACCUAAAGGCAGCUGCGGAGGUACCUGCUGAAAGUCUCCAAACAUCAAGAGGACCCAGUGGUCGGAAAUCAGAAGAAAGGGGCGUGACAGAUGCGGCAGCAAAUGAGGCUACAGCUGUUGCGGCAUCUUCAGAUAAGCAGGUGGAAGAGCAACCUGACAAGGAAACUUCAGCACGGGCAGGUUCUGAAAUUGACCAGACAUCCGAGGACCUAAAGCCAACUGAAAGUCUCGGGACAGCUAUAAAGAAGCCCAGAGGUCAGGAAUCAGAAGAAAGGGAUGUGAAGGAUGAUGCCUCUACAGCCUGUUCAGUAUCCUCAGAAAAUAAGCAGAUGGAAGACCAACCCAAGGGGGAACCGUUUGCUGAGGCAACCCCUGAAAUUGACGAGACAUCUGAACCAAAAGCAAAGAAUGAGGAUACAGCAGAUGAGGUGCUGGAGUUCAAAGAGGAUGCGUCACAGUUGGCAACCAAAGAAAAGCCACAGUUGGCUCCUGAAACAUCCACAGGUGGGGAAGAUUUAUCAGAUGGUCAAGUAGAGGAGAAACCUACCGAAGAUACUGCAGCAGCAGAAGAUUCAUCUGGGAUGCCCGAUGCUGACACGCCUACGGAGAAGCCAGAGGAAGGGUCUACGGAAGUUCCUGCGGGCACAUCAGAGAAGACUGUCCUUACUGAGGAAGACGUCUCAGUCAAAGUUGAAGAUGGAGAGGGGCAAGCCAGUCAGCAAUGA
This is a messenger RNA of Patiria miniata (bat star), 3889 nucleotides long. RefSeq names its product titin homolog. NCBI's taxonomy places the organism in Eukaryota, Metazoa, Echinodermata, Asteroidea, Valvatida, Asterinidae. The transcript has 10 exons. The record is from RefSeq and is a predicted model, not a curated record. Bases 257 to 3889 code for a protein of 1210 amino acids.